Messenger RNA from Danio rerio (zebrafish), 6298 nucleotides. The record is from RefSeq and is a predicted model, not a curated record. Lineage: Eukaryota; Metazoa; Chordata; Actinopteri; Cypriniformes; Danionidae.
UCUUUAUUUUCUUUUCAUUGCUUGUCUAUAAAUGUGCCAUGUCUAUAUCUUUGUAUACCAGAUCAUUGCACCCUCUGCUCCAAGUUAUCUUUUAACUAAAUGUUUUGGCAGUAACUGUCAAGGUUUGUAUUUGUUUAUUUAUUGAUCUACUUAUUUUUUACUCAUCUUUUAGAUUGUGUUGUCCUCUACCACUUCUUCCAGCUGAAGAGUGAUCACCAGUACCUUUCUUAAGUUUCGAAACAUCACAAUGCCAAAAAAAGGAAAGAGGAGUGAAUCUCAGAAACAGCGCAGAAAACGAGAAGCUUCAUUUGGCACCAGUAGCAGUGCCAGCUCUGUAUCAGGUAAGAAUGAUGCAUACGUUAUGUCUGUUACAGCAUCCCACUGCCAAAACGAUGACAGGUACAGUAGUUACUCUAGAAACCGCCAGUGUACUUGCAAUUCAUUGAUGUUCCUAGCAGUCCACAAUGAACGCAAUGAGCUAAAGAGUUUUGACUUAGACUGGAUUUUACAGAGAGGCGAUGCAGUUUACACUGUUGUCAAACAAUCGCUCCAAAGCAAAGGCCAGUUUGUCGAUAGUUUUUUAAACUUUGAUGAGCUACCAAACUCAAUGCAGACAAAUGCUCACCAGUAUGACAUUCUUAAACAUCCUCAAAGAUCUGGGCUUCUAAAGGAUACACCUGCCCUAGAUGAGUAUGAAAAUCUUGAGAAUACACUGCAGUGUCUUAAAAAUGAUGCGACUCAUGCAUUGCUGCUGUGUGGAGGAUUGUGUAUCGCUGUAUUCAGAGAUCGCUCAGGGAGGUUUGGCUACUUUGAUUCUCACUGCAGAAAACCAGAUGGCAUGUAUACAGGUGAAAGAACAGGGACAGCCGUGAUGUUGACGUUUUUCCAUUUAAAAGACAUGGUAGAGAGACUACUUCUUUUGUUUCAAGGGUGCUUCCAGUUUAGUGAUCAAGAACAAUUUGAUCUUUUACCAGUGUCAUUCAUUGAAGUUACAGAAACUGAUGUGCAUUCAGAAGUCCCAAUGAAGUGCCGUGUGCUUGAACGUGAAGGAAUACCAUGCGUUUCUUUUGAGAAGGCUCCAAAUCAUCAUUUACAAUCUACAAUUAAGCAGAUAAAAACAUUCAAUAAGACUCAAAAUAAUUUUCUAUCAGUUGCAGCAUCCCACUGUCAAAGUGAUGUCAGGUACGACAGUAACUCCAGAAACCGGCAGUGUACGUGCAAUGCCUUAAUGUUCCUAGCAGUCCACAAUGAAAGUAAUCAGCUACAGAGUGCUGAUCUAGAUUGUGUCUUACAGAAAGGUGAUGCAGUUUAUAGUAGUGUCAAACGAUCUCUCCAGAACAAAGGCCAGUUUGUACAUGAUUUUUUAAAUUUUGAUGAGCUACCGAGCACAAUUGAGACAAACUCCCGAUGUUACAACAUUGUAAAACAUCCUCAGAGGUUUGGUUUUCUGAAAGAUACACCUGCUCUAGGAGAGUAUGAAAAUCUUGAGAAUACACUGCAGUGUCUUAAAAGUGGUUUAACUGAUGCAUUGCUGCUUUGUGGAGGCUCAUGCAUUGCUGUUUUUAGAGAUCGCACAGGGAGGUUUGGCUAUUUUGAUUCUCACAGUAGAACACCAGAUGGCAUGUAUACUGGUGAAAAAUCAGGCACAGCCGUGAUGUUGACCUUUCUUCAUUUAAAAGCCAUGGUAGAGAAACUACUUCAGUUGUUUCAGGGGUGUUUGCAGUUGAGUGAUCAAGAACAGUUUGAUCUUUUACCUGUGUCAUUCAUUGAAAUUACUGGAAAUUAUGUCCACACGGAAGUCUCAAAGGAGUGCCAUGAGCCUGAAGAUGAUGUAGCUAAUGAACAGUCCCAUUCAACUUAUCAAGAUAAAAUUAAUGUUGUAACUACCUUCACUAACUAUCAGGGCAGAUUAAAACCCAACGUAUUAUUAAGUGAGUUUUCUUAUGACAUCUCGUCAACUUGUCAGUUGGCUUUGUCAGCUCCAAAUCAAAUACAUUCACCGUUGACAUUUGAGAAGCCAAAAAAACUGAAUAAAGCUCAAAAGCGCAAGUUUUAUUGCAACAAAAGGCGCAAAAUAAUGGCUCAGAGACAAGAUAAUUAUACAAAAAUACAGAAUGCAAGUAAGGAUUACGUGUAUAAAACAAGUAGUGAAUACAGACAAAAACAUAAACAAGCCAUGAAAAACAGCUAUUGGAACAACAUGAUUUACAGAGAGCAGCACAAAAAAGCUAUGAAAAGCAACUAUGAAAUUAAUGAAAAUAGAGAGAGAAAAAAAAGUAAUGCAAUAAGCAAGUACAGGAAUGAUGAACAAUACAGAAAUAGGAAAAAAAGUAAAAUAAUCUUAAAUUACAUAAAUAAUGAACAAUUUAGAAAGAGACAAAGGAAUUAUAUAAUUCAAAAGUACAGGAAAAAUGAUCAAUUCAGGGAGAGACAAAAGUAUUAUAUAAUUCAAAAAUACAGGACUGAUGAUCAAUUCAGGGAGAGAAAAAAGUAUUCUAUAAUUCAAAAAUACAGGACUGAUGAUCAAUUCAGGGAGAGACGAAAGCACUAUAUAAUUCAAAAAUACAGGACUGAUGAUCAAUUCAGGGAGAGACAAAAGCACUAUAUAAAGGAAAAUUAUAGAAACAAUGCCAAAUAUAAGGAACAACAUAUGCAAUAUCUUGUUGAUAGAUAUUUAAAUUAUCCAGAUUUUAGGCAAAGGCAAAGGGAACACUAUAGAAACAGAUGCAAAAAUGAUCCUCUUUUUUAUGAAAAAAGAAAAAAAAAAUUUAAGCAACGUUAUCAAUGUGAUGCACAGUUUAGGGCUCGCCAGAACAAUUAUAAUUUAUUCAAAUCUAAAAAUUUGAAAAAAAAUGAAAAAAUGUCUAAACUUAAGGCUCUUCACAAAGUGCACUGCGCACAGGGCAUACAAUGUAAAUACAAAAAAAUGUUUCUGAUACGCCAGCAAACAGAAAUGUUACAAAAUAUUCAGCCUGACAUAGAUCCAGUCAUGGUAACUGCCUUAAAUAUAUUCAGAGAUGUUAUAAAACAGGGUCCAACUUAUGUCUGCACAUGCUGUGCCAGGGCACUCUUCUUAAAUCAAGUACGUAGAUGUGAUCGAGAGAAGUAUCAAAAGAAUCCAGAACUGGUUUCACUUUGUUUGACUGCGAACUAUGUACACAUCAGCUCCAACUGUCCAGAUCAAUGUAACUUGGAAGACAUGACAACAGAGUGGAUCUGUCAUUGCUGUCAUACGACCCUUUUAACAGGUCAAAUGCCAGAUAUUGCUGUAGUCAACAAGCUUCAGUUUUUUCCCAUUCCCUCAGAACUUUGUAAUUUGAAUAUCCUAGAAAGACAUGUUAUUGCAAAAUACAUUCCAUUUGCUAAAAUUUUAACUCUUCCUAAAGGUCAACAGAGAGCUAUUAAAGGAGCUGUAAUUUCUGUUCCAUCUGAAGUAGAAACAACAGUGAAUAGUUUACCUAGACCAAGAAAUGAUUCACAGCUGCUAACAGUGAAACUGAAAAGACGUCUAUGCUACCAGGGUCACUAUCAGUUUCAGACUUUAAACAUGCAUAAAGUUUUGUCUGCUUUAAAAAAACUGAAAGAAAUCCAUUCAGAAUAUAAAAAUAUAUGCAUUAAUACAGCAUUUUUUGAAGAAGAAAUGUUAAGUGAGCAUGAAGAGGAUGAAAUGAAUAUUGAAGAUCGCAGCCAAAAUGAGAACAUUGAAGAACAGAGCAAUGAGAAUGUGCAAAAUGAUGACACUGAGACCACUGCAGAAGAACAAUCAAGAGGUCUUGCUUUGGAUACAUGUCUUCAACCUCCAGAUCUUGCUCAGCAGCUAUUGUCCUAUGAUGAUGGGAUAUUUUGUAUUGCCCCAGCUCAAGGAAACAAACCUGUAAGCAUUUUUAAAGUACCUAAACUCGAAUCCAUGGCAUUUCCAGUGCAGUUUCCAGAUGGAAAGAACACCUUUGAUGAGCCUCAUAGAGCCAAGCAUAUUUCCCCUAGCAGGUAUUUUAAUUCUAGACUGUUGUCUAUAGACAAUCGUUGUGCAAGAGAUACUAACUAUAUCUUCUUUGCACAAUUUGUGACCGAAAUGCACAUGGCCACAUCUAGUAUGUCUAUCCAGCUGAGGAAAGCAAAACCCAUGACCCGUGAUGGACGAAGAAUAAACUGUUCACUGCUGCAGGACAAACGGGAGUUAGAAAAACUUGUAUUAAAUAAGGAAGCAACACGUUUUAUGCAGCCAUUAAGAGGGACUCCAGCAUACUGGGAGAAAACUCUUCGUGAUUUGUUUGCUAUGCUUCGGCAGCUGGGCACUCCAACAUUUUUCUGUACAUUUAGUGCUGCUGAAAUGAGAUGGCCUGAAGUGAUUACUGCCAUUAAAACACAACAGCGUGAAACUGUAAACUUUGCUGAUUUAGACUGGUCAGAAAAAUGUGAAAUCUUGAAAAGCAACCCAGUAACAGCUAUGAGAAUGUUUGAAAAACGCGUUGAGGCCUUAAUGAGAGAUUUAAUCAUGUCACCUGCUCAACCUGUUGGUGAGGUUAUUGACUUUUUUUACAGAGUAGAGUUUCAACUUCGUGGCUCUCCGCACAUUCAUUGUUUAUUUUGGGUAAAAGAUGCUCCAGAGUUUGAACAUGAUCAAGAUCAGGUGGUUUGUGAUUUCAUAGAUAAAUACAUUUCAUGCAAAUUACCAGAUGUAAUCAAAGACCCAGAAUUGCAUAGAAUUGUAAGUGAGGUGCAGAUGCACAGCCGUAACCACUCCAAAUCUUGCAGAAAGAACAAUAAGCAUUGCCGAUUUGGAUUUCCUAAACCACCAAUUAAUAGGACUAUGAUAACUCGUCCCAGACCUCCUCCAGAAAAUCAAUCAAAUGAACAAGGUGAAUCAACAGAGGAAAAUCAUCCUUUUAAUGCUAAAAAUGCUAAAGCUGAGCUUCAGAAAGUGUGGGAUCUACUGAAUGACUCAACUAAGAGUUUUGAAAACGUAACAGAUUUACUUAAUCAAGUAAACAUGACUUAUGAGGAUUAUGAGAAUCACAUUGACGCUCUUUCUAAAUCAAGUGUAAUAGUUAUGGAGAGACGACCACAGGACUGCUGGGUUAACGGCUAUAAUCCACUACUAUUAAGAGCCUGGAAUGCAAAUAUGGAUAUACAAUUCAUUCUGAACCCCUACAGCUGCAUCAUGUACAUGCUGUCAUACAUUUCAAAAGCUGAACAUGAGAUGAGCGAUUACUUAAAAACUGUUAUAAGAGGGUCGAGCCAUGAGGACUUGUCUGACCGUGAAUGCAUGAAAAAGGUCAUGAAUGCCUAUUCAAAGAACAGAGAAGUCAGUGCUCAAGAGGCAGUUGCUCGCACAUGCAGCCUGAAGUUGAAAUCAUCAUCACGUGCUGUCAUAUUCAUUCCAACGGAUGACAAUGCUGUAAAAAUGAGUCUACCAAUGAAAUACUUGCAGAAUAUGGAUGAUGAUGUAGAGAAUGUCUGGAUGACUGGACUGCCAGACAAGUACAAGGCCAGACCAAAUAGACCUGAAUUCGAGAACAUGUGCAUGGCUGAGUUUGCCAAAAUACGCACCUCCUUGGAGAGCAUGCCAAAAGCUGAUUUUCACAAUUUUCAGCCCAUCUUAGAUUUAUUGCAGGAUUCAAACCUAAAUUCAGCACUUAAAAUCAUUCACCAUAACACAGAAGGUCUUCAGUGUCACAUGGAUGAUUUAAAAUGCCACCAUGAACUUUUAUUGGCAGACAUAUUGUGUCUCAGUGAAACGCAUCUAUCUGGCUCCUGUGUUCCUGAAUAUCUCCAGCUGGAUGGAUACACCAUGUACAAGCGCAACAGGCAUUCAUCCUACACAAACUAUGCACAUUUAGCGAACAAGAGUGGUGGUGGUGUAGCCAUAUAUGUGAAGAACAUCUUUCAAGCUCGUCCUAUGAUGUAUAUCCAGAAUGUUACAGAUUUGGAAUAUCUGGUUUUGAAGAUAGAAACCCCCAAACAAGCACUUCUUGCAGUGAUCUACAGACCACCCAGUUACCAACUAUCAGAGUUUUUGCUCAAUCUCAAUGGCCUUUUGACUUCUCUGGAGAUUCUGAACAUCAAGCCUGUUAUAGUGUGUGGAGACUUCAAUGAAGAUCAGCUGUCCCGUUGCAACAAACCCAUUCUUAAUUUGUUUCAUAAUAAAGGAUACACACAACUCAUCAGCACCGGAACAACAGAAAACAACACUCUUCUUGAUCCUGUUUUCAUAAGCAGCGCACACUCAAAUGUAAGAGCAGGAGUUCUACAGACAUAUUACAGCUAUCAUGAUCCUGUGUAUUGUGUUUUAGAAUAG